GAACCACAUGGGUAAAGUGUGGAAAUCGCUGUCAGAAGAGGAGCAAGCCAAAUAUUAUAAAGAGGCAAACAAAGAGAGACUGCUUCACUCACAGCAACACCCUGACUGGUCACCCAGCUACAAUUAUGACAAAAAGAGAGUGAGGAAGAGGAGCAAGGCUUCCACCAGCAUUGAAGACAGGUGUGAUGGAGCCCUCUAUCUCACACACAGUCCUGAUGCAGCGGCCUCAUGUACAGACUGCAGUGGGUAACAUCUGGCACCUGCAACAGAUGUAUUAGAGCUACUGGCCGGACUCUACAACAACAGCGUCCACAGUUCUGGUCUCUCCAGCUGCACCAAGUGGAACAUAGACAACAGAGACCACAUGUGAUGGAGCACCUUGAGCCGGAUGGGGCACCUCAGCGGUCCUCUACUGUAGAUCUGUUGAUCAAAUAAAUGUGUAAAAAACAUGAAAAAAUACGUUGAAGGUGUGGUCAGAAUA
Messenger RNA from Dicentrarchus labrax (European seabass), 481 nucleotides. RefSeq names its product transcription factor 7-like 1-C. Gene Ontology annotation, biological process: regulation of transcription by RNA polymerase II; canonical Wnt signaling pathway. Gene Ontology annotation, cellular component: beta-catenin-TCF complex. NCBI's taxonomy places the organism in Eukaryota, Metazoa, Chordata, Actinopteri, Moronidae. The record is from RefSeq and is a predicted model, not a curated record. The coding region runs from base 8 to 250 and encodes 80 amino acids. Gene Ontology annotation, molecular function: DNA-binding transcription factor activity, RNA polymerase II-specific; RNA polymerase II cis-regulatory region sequence-specific DNA binding. The transcript has 4 exons.